Messenger RNA from Daucus carota subsp. sativus, 1757 nucleotides. RefSeq names its product mitochondrial carrier protein MTM1. Gene Ontology annotation, cellular component: mitochondrion. NCBI's taxonomy places the organism in Eukaryota, Viridiplantae, Streptophyta, Magnoliopsida, Apiales, Apiaceae. Bases 227 to 1492 code for a protein of 421 amino acids. The record is from RefSeq and is a predicted model, not a curated record. Gene Ontology annotation, biological process: mitochondrial transmembrane transport. The transcript is spliced from 11 exons.
GAGUUAAUUUUCUGUGGCUCAACAGAAUCAGACCUAAUAUUAGUCGACCUCUGUGUUCUGUGUCGGCCCCUUCAUUUGUCUUCGCCCCAGCUUCUGCGAGUUUUAUAUUUUUCCCCUCUUGCGGGGUUUUAUAUACUCCACAGAUUCGGGAACAGGCGAGAAAUCUCAAAGCUGCGAUCAAAAGGUUAUUGGAGAGGUGAGAUAUAGUAUAUAUAUUAUAACGAGAAUGGUUAAAGAGCAAGUGGAAUCGAAGGGUGUGCAGAAUUUGUGGAUAGAAUCGGAUUCGGAUAAAUCUUCAGGUGUUAAAUUUGAUGGAAGUUGUGUUUCACUUAUUUCGGAUCCCGUGUUGGGCACACAGGGGAGUGGGGAACUAUCUAUGCCUCAGCAUAAGGAGGUUCUCAAUGAUAAAAGUAGUUCUGGUGGGAAUUUAGGGUUGACAGAGAGAGCUUUCUCUGCUGCCGGGGCUGCUUUUCUUUCUGCGAUUAUUGUUAACCCACUUGACUUGGCCAAGACAAGACUACAAGCACAGGCUGCUGGAGUUCAAUACUCGCAUCCACUGAGCAAUCUUACAAGCCGUAUGGCUUUUUCUGGACCAAACAUGAUGUUUGCAGACUUAAGAUGUUCAACGUCAUGCACCCGUGCUGGGGUUCAUGGUACUGUAUCCAUUUGCCCUCCGGACUGUUUCCAGUACAAAGGAACACUUGAUGUCUUCUACAAGAUUAUUCGCCAGGAAGGAAUUUCAAGACUAUGGAGAGGAACAAAUGCAGGUCUAGCACUGGCUGUACCAACUGUUGGAAUCUACUUGCCUUGCUACGACAUUUUCCGUAAUUACUUGGAAGAUUUCACAUCCAAAAAUGCUCCAAUAAUGACACCGUAUACUCCUCUAGUGGCUGGUUCAUUGGCUCGCUCAUUAGCAUGCAUAAGUUGCUAUCCUAUAGAACUUGCUAAAACUCGAAUGCAGGCGUUUAAAGAGAUUAAUCGCAGUUCGAAGCCUCCUGGGGUUUGGAAGACUCUUAUUGAGGUCAUAUCCAGUGUGAAGAGCACAAACAAUCUUCAAAGCUUGCAGAACUAUCGUGCGCUCUGGACAGGUCUCGGUGCUCAACUUGCUCGUGAUGUACCUUUUUCUGCCAUCUGCUGGGGCACCCUUGAACCAACCAGAAGGAGACUCUUAAGGGUAGUUGGUGAGAAUUCCAGCGCAAUCGGUGUCCUUGGGGCAAACUUCUCUGCCGGGUUUGUUGCAGGAAGUCUUGCUGCAGCUGCUACGUGUCCACUCGAUGUUGCAAAAACGAGAAGGCAAAUAGAGAUGGACCCUACCAGAGCAUUGAGGAUGACUACAAGACAAACUCUUAUGGAGGUUUGGAGGGAUGGAGGAAUGAGGGGGCUUUUCACCGGUGUUGGUCCCCGUGUUGGUCGGGCUGGUCCAUCUGUCGGAAUUGUAAUUUCCUUUUAUGAAGUUGUAAAAUAUUGCCUACAUCAUCACUAUGCAACCUAGUGAAUUAUAUGAAGCCGUUUAUCCAAUUUUACUAAUCUAAAUGAGCCGUCUUGCCUUCACCUCCGUGAAAGAGGAUUAUGUAUACAGUAGUUUACAGAUGGAAAGCAAUUUUGGUCACGCUAGUAUAGGCGCUCUCCUAAAGUCCUGCUAACACCAAGAUCUACGCCCUUUUUGCAUCCAGUUUUGGAUGUUUAGAUGUAAGUAAAGAACAGAUUUUGUAGAAUUUGGUUUAUUCAUUUUGUAGACACUUUUGUCGGGUUGAUCU